This is a messenger RNA of Brassica napus (rape), 1205 nucleotides long. RefSeq names its product plastid division protein PDV1. The transcript has 2 exons. NCBI's taxonomy places the organism in Eukaryota, Viridiplantae, Streptophyta, Magnoliopsida, Brassicales, Brassicaceae. Bases 89 to 874 code for a protein of 261 amino acids. Gene Ontology annotation, biological process: chloroplast fission. The record is from RefSeq and is a predicted model, not a curated record.
UUUCGCUCAGUCCACAAUUAAAGUUUUCCCGAAGAAGAAGUCCUUUUCCCCUCUUUUUAUCUUUCUCUCUCUCUUUUUUUGUAAUGAAAUGGGAGAGAUGGAGAUGGAAGAAAUCGAAGCAGUUCUCGAGAAAAUCUGCGAUCUGCACGACAAGCUCAGCGACGAGAUUCACUUGAUUUCGCGCUCUCACUUUCUCAAUUCCGUUAAACCAGCUACCAGAUCGGAGAAGAGGAAGAGCCACGGCUUAAACUCCGCCGAAGAGAAGCCACAGGGAUACGUCUUCAUCAAGGGCUUCCCCGUUAACGAUAACGACGCAGCGAUUCAAGAGGCCAAGAGUCUUAACGCGAUUCGAACCGCGCUUGAGCACCUCGAAGACCAGCUCGAGUUCUUCCAUACGAUACAUACACAGCAACGAACAGAGAGGGAUGUAGCAGUUGCUCGGCUUGAACAAAGCAGGAUGUUACUAGCAAAGAGAUUGGCUGAACACCACGGCAAGAGCUACGGAGUUCUAGAUGAAACUCUUGCCUUCGUUGGGAGCAUUAAAACCUCCACAAAUUUUGUUUACAACUCCUCUCCAAACACAGCCGGGGCAUACUCUACUCCUCCUGAUGGACCAAAGUCGAACUUUGUAAUCAACGCCUUUGCGUGGACCUUCGGGUUGGCCAAAAGAGCACUUGGAUUCAACCAUGUGAGAGGCGUACUAGGAAACGCUGCUAUAUUCGCUAUAAGCAUGGUCGCUAUGCUACAUCUUCAGCAAGUUGCUUCUAGUGAACAUCAUCGUCUAGGGAAGAAACAGAGGAAAACAUACAGAAGAGAGAUGUCUUCAUCUGACAUAAGCUUGGACCACUUGGACGUCAUGAUGGCUCGUGGUUAAAGAUUAAAGACCAGAUAUCGAACUUGUCUACACGUGAUACUCUGACUUGCAGCAAUGGGAAUAUAAUACCAAAAAAAAAAGAAGUGAACCAAGAAGAGAAGAGAAGAAAGGAUAAGAACUUGGAGGCGAAGUAUUGGAAUUUUCUGAGCUGAGCUAAUGAUUCUUUUUCUUUCAGAUGCUAAUCUUUUUCCUUUCUCCUCGUUUUCUUAAUUUCAGUUAUUGUGGUUUAAAGUUUGCUUGUAGUUAGCUUGCGUGUUUGGUUUUGGUUGAUUUCAAGUGUGGUAGGAUUUUUGUAAUCACAAGUUUCUGAGUCGAGAUCUCUUGGGUGCUC